Molecule: messenger RNA, 648 nt
Organism: Trichomonas vaginalis G3
Lineage: Eukaryota; Parabasalia; Trichomonadida; Trichomonadidae
Product: SLEI family protein family
Exons: 1
Coding region: 1-648 (215 amino acids)
Source: RefSeq, a predicted model, not a curated record
AUGCAGCUUCCUCUCUUCAUCAAGGUGCUUCCUCUCUUGAUCAAGAUGCUUCUUCUCUUCAUCAAGAUGCUUCCUCUCUUCAACAAAGUGAUUCCUCUCUUCUUCAAAGUACUUCCUCUCUUGAUCAAGAUGCUUCUUCUCUUCAUCAAGAUGCUUCCUCUCUUCAACAAAGUGAUUCCUCUCUUCUUCAAAGUACUUCCUCUCUUGAUCAAGAUGCUUCCUCACUCCAUCAUGCAGCUUCCUCUCUUGAUCAAGAUGCUUCCUCUCUUCAUCAAGAUGCUUCCUCUCUUCAACAAAGUGCUUCCUCUCUUCAUCAUGCAGCUUCCUCUCUUGAUCAAGAUGCUUCCUCUCUUGAUCAAGGUGCUUCCUCUCUUCAUCAAGAUGCUUCCUCUCUUCAUCAAGAUGCUUCCUCUCUUCAACAAAGUGAUUCCUCUCUUCUUCAAAGUACUUCCUCUCUUGAUCAAGAUGCUUCCUCACUCCAUCAUGCAGCUUCCUCUCUUGAUCAAGAUGCUUCCUCUCUUCAUCAAGAUGCUUCCUCUCUUCAACAAAGUGCUUCCUCUCUUCAUCAUGCAGCUUCCUCUCUACAUCAUGCAGCUUCCUCUCUUCAACAAAGUGCUUCCUCUCUUCAUCAUGCAGCUUCCUCUCUAA